AUGUUGCCCUCUGUCAUGUUUGGUUGGACAGUGAAAGAAAACGAUGAAUCCCAGGAGGUGGUGCCGUGGGAAGAAGCCUUUGCCAGAGUUGCCAAAGCGCAAGAAAAGGCUUCACUAAUGCAACCAUUAGCACUCGAGGAUCUGGCGGCACUCUCUGGAUGCUGCAUCCAUCUGAAUGCACGAGUGUCCCAGUUCCAGUCCUGGCUUAGAGAGCCGGACUCCAAGAACAAGUUGAAGUUCACAUAUUGGAAUAAAGACCUCAGUGAGAUGGAGAAAACCAUGACACAGCUGUCUAAUAGGCUGGCUCAAGGUGGUCUCAAACAAGGCCACAUGGUGAUAUUGCCCAUGGACGAUGAUCACUUUCUGGAGACGAGAUACCACUUCUCGUGGCCUUUGUUAUGCUUGUUAUACAUGGUCCAGCUGUAUACCCAACUGGUGGCUCUUACAGUCAUGCAAGAGACUCAUACCAUUCUACAUGGCGAGGCAAGCAAAACGUUACACGCUAGGCUCCGAGAAGCUGCCUUGGAGGUUUGGAAGUGUGGGCCGUAUCUUCAGUCUCUAGAUGCCAUGACCGGGCCUUUCCCAACAGCACCUAUUUUCGCGACCUACGAAAUCGCCAAUCUGGAGGAGAAAGAAUAUGUGCUUGAUUUGGUUCGGUAUUUGGAUAAAUAUUGGGGAAACUUGCCACGGACCCGGGAGGAGCAACGGCUGUAUUUGUCGAAAAUGGCGUUGUCUCUGACUGGUCGAGAUCCAGAUACUCCUUAUUUUUAA
This is a messenger RNA of Clonostachys byssicola, 771 nucleotides long. NCBI's taxonomy places the organism in Eukaryota, Fungi, Ascomycota, Sordariomycetes, Hypocreales, Bionectriaceae. The record is from the annotation of a GenBank genome assembly.